ACUGAUGGGGGUCUUCAAUUUGUUCAAAGUUUUGAUUUUUCUGAAAAAUAUUUAUCUGGGUCUUCACUUUUCUGUCAUGAUCGUGUUGUUUUUGUUUUAUUUUGUUUUUAAUUAUUGUUUUUGUGUAGUUUUCAUGAACACGAUUUUCCCCUUUUCUGCUAUAGAGGAACUGUUUUUGCUGUUGUUGAGGCAACCUUUUCGUGUUUGUUGCUGCAUGUGCGGUUUGUUAUUUAUUGGAAGGGGACGGGUUUAGUAGUGACGUGUGCAUUCUGACAUUGUAAUUUUUUCCUCUGUUAUGGAUUGUGUAUUUCUCUUAUCUUCUUCUUUGCUUUUUGGGUCUUCAUUUGAUGAUCACGUUAUUGUUACCCCAAGGGAUUGGAAUUUAGGACCUUUUGUUGUAUUCCUUGGAAUAGUAAGAGACUAUGCUAUAAAUAGCCUUUUGGUAAUAUGUUGGUAAUGAUUUCUGUUUAAAUCUUUUUGUAACUGAAGUCAAAUUAUAACCUUUUUUCUCCCUGAUAUCUAAGUAUAGAUGUUCAUUUGAUUGAGGAACUUCCAAAUGACACAGUUUUUUCUUCUCAGGAUGUUCUAUUAUGGCAAUAUGUGGGUGCAUGUAAAUUGCAGAUGAUAAUUUUUUGGUAUGAUUUAGACGGAUAAUAAUAAGGUUCUCUGAGCUUUGUUGACAGUAGGCUGGUAUUUAAGGUUGUCCCUAUUUCCUUGGGCCUUCAGAGAUAAUUUUUAUGCUAAUGCAAAUUGGGGCUGUAUCUAGUACAUUUCCCAGUAUACUUUCUCAAACCAUGAAAAAGUUAAAGGUUAUUUUGCAUGAUGUGAUUGACAUUGACAAUGAUGAUGAUUCUGAGGAUGUAAUGAUAAUUGGUGAAAAAGUUAAUAGCAGUAACAAAGGGAAGGCAAUUGAUGCUGUUCAUGGUGAUCUCCAAGUUGUGAAUAUGUCUGAUUAUCCCUUUUCGGUCCCUGAUGUGGAAAAAUUUGGAUCAGUUGGCGGGAUUGCGUCUCCUAAUAAUCUCCCUUCAGUGUCAAAUAAUGUAAUCAAUGUUGAUGGUCAUGGCUCUGAUCUUUCAUAUGAUGAUGAUGACUAUGUUGAUAUUUUGUCGGCAGAAGAUUAUAUGGAUGCAGAUGAGUAUACCUUAUUACAGAAACAUUUUGAUCAUGUGGAUAUACCUCCUGGAAUUGAAGCACCUUUUACUUGGUUGCCACCAGGAUAUGAUGUAGGUUUUAAGAAGACUGGAAAUAGUAUGUUUUAUCCUUGGGAUCAUGUGCAAUCAAAUGCUGCAUUAAGUUCCAUGACACCCUCUUCCCAGCCUUCUAUGUCAUUAGAUCCAACUAACUCUAAAAUUCAAGCAGCUUCAAUGGGUGGUACUAACAUUCAAAUCAAAAUGGAUGAUGUUGAUUACUCCUCUGGAAUAGAAUUGUCUUCUCAAAUUUUUUCUCAAUCUGCCCCUUCUAAGAAGAAAUCAGCUACUUCAAAACCCAGAGGACGUACUUCAAAUGCUUCAGUAGGAGUAGAAUCAUCUAAGUCUCACUGGUUUUCAGGGUCUUUCCAUAGCAAAAAGAAGUCUGCUUCAGCAUACCUUAGUUUAUUUGACUCUGUGGUGGCUGAUAAGCUGCCACAUGCAGGUCAGCCAUCAAAUGGGGGGCAAUUUAAAAAUGCAAUGAUGGCAGAUGGCAGUAGUGUUUCCUCCCAUUCAAAUUUCAUUGGACAUGGAUCAUCGCAUGCUUGGGGAACAGAUGCAGGAAAAUCUUGGUGGAAAAUUUCUCAAAAUGAUAAAUCAUUUUCUACUCAUAAUAAAAAAAUUUCUAAUAAUAUUUACUAUCCAUUUGAUCCUCUUGUUACCCAAACUGAGCAUGGUUUUGAUAACUCGGUUCCCAAUUCUGCUGGAGAUGGAUUUCAUGGAAAAGCAGUGGAUGGCCCUAUUGUUACAAUUUCGGAUGAUGCCAGAGAUGAAAUUAUGAGGAAAUUUCGAAGUUUUAAACAAUUUGAUACUGUUGAGGACACUUCAGAUCAUUACUUCAUCCGUAACAGUUCUUCAACGAAACGGCCUCCCAAGAACUGGGCCAAAAAAAUCCAGGAAGAGUGGAAGAUUUUACAGAAGGAUUUGCCAGAUUCAAUAUUUGUGAGAGUGUAUGAGUCAAACAUGGAUCUUCUGAGGGCUGUGAUUAUUGGAGCUGAAGGGACUCCAUAUCAUGAUGGCCUAUUCUUUUUUGAUGUUUUCUUUCCCAGUGGCUAUCCCAAUGUACCACCGCAAGUGCAUUACUACUCUGGAGGUCUGCGGCUAAACCCAAAUUUGUAUCAUUGUGGCAAAGUAUGCCUUAGUCUGCUGAACACCUGGAGCGGCAGCAAAAAUGAGAAGUGGCUUCCCGGCACGUCAACGAUUCUACAGGUUCUGGUCUCCAUACAGGGUCUAAUUCUGAAUACAAAGCCUUACUUUAAUGAACCUGGAUUUGCACACAUGAGUGGUUCAGCAAGUGGUGAAAAGCUGUCCUUUCAGUAUAAUGAGGACACAUUCAUUCUAUCAUUGAGGACAAUGAUGUAUAUGAUACGAAGGCCUCCAAAGAAUUUUGAGGAUUUUGUUAAGGGGCAUUUCUGCAGCAGAGCCAGUGAUAUUCUGGUGGCAUGUAAGGCAUACAUGGAAGGUGCUCAAGUUGGGUGUUUGGCCAAAGGAGGUGUUCAGGACGUUGAUGAGGGAGACAGAAGCUGCUCACAAAAGUUCAAGCAUUCUUUAGCUGGAUAUAUGAACAUGCUUGUCAGAGAGUUUGCUCAAACUGGAGCAAAGGACAUUGAGAAAUUCCUACCUCCACCACCACCAACAGUAGCAGUGAACAAACCAUCAGGAGUGGUGUUGCUUGAGGCUGCAACCUGAACUGAACAUUCUCUUGGAUAAACCAAAUUUUGAGGCUUCACUGAUACACACACCGAAACUUCUUAGUACUUCUAUUUCACCUAAUGACACUUUUCUGUUUAAUGUUAUAUACUUUUACUAUCGUUAUCUGCUCUUGUUUUCAUGAACAUAGAAUUGUAUAUAAUUGCAAAUAAAAAUAUAAUGCCUUGCUAGUAUGA
Vigna angularis (adzuki bean) is the source of this 3073-nucleotide messenger RNA. Its product is annotated as probable ubiquitin-conjugating enzyme E2 25. The record is from RefSeq and is a predicted model, not a curated record. The coding region runs from base 738 to 2876 and encodes 712 amino acids. The transcript is spliced from 7 exons. Gene Ontology annotation, molecular function: ubiquitin conjugating enzyme activity. Lineage: Eukaryota; Viridiplantae; Streptophyta; Magnoliopsida; Fabales; Fabaceae.